Molecule: messenger RNA, 498 nt
Organism: Eucalyptus grandis
Lineage: Eukaryota; Viridiplantae; Streptophyta; Magnoliopsida; Myrtales; Myrtaceae
Product: blue copper protein 1a-like
Exons: 2
Coding region: 1-498 (165 amino acids)
Cellular component (GO): plasma membrane
Molecular function (GO): electron transfer activity
Source: RefSeq, a predicted model, not a curated record
AUGGCAUCAUCCAUUAUCUUCGUGACCUUAGCUUUAGUUGCAGCAUUUGUUCCUGCAUCAGUGAUGGGCACUGAUUUCAUGGUUGGAGAUGACAAAGGCUGGACCCUCGACUUCGACUUCCAAACCUGGGCCGAGGGGAAGCAGUUCUACGUCGGUGACAAUCUUGUUUUCAAGUAUUCGGGGGGCGCCCACAAUGUCCUGAAAGUCAACGGGACCGGUUUCCAGCAGUGUGCGGCGCCGGCGGGCACCGUGGCUCUGACCACCGGGAACGACGUCAUUCCCCUGUUGACCCCUGGAAGAAAGUGGUACAUCUGCGGCGUCGCCAAGCAUUGUGCGGCCCGCAACAUGAAGCUCGCCAUAACCGUGCUGCCCAAAACGGUGUCGCCUGCGCCCGCACCCACAACACCCGAAGUCUCAGCUGCUGGAGGAACCGUCGCGCCUGGAUAUUACGCAUUGAUCAUGGCCAUCGUCGGCGUUGUUGCAAUUGUCAUCGUUUGA